AUGUCAGACUACAACAUGUCAGAAUCGGACGAAGAUGGAGUAAAGCAGAUAAUCCGCCAUCUAGAAAAUGAAUUCGAGCGUUACAAACCCGGAAAAACGUUGACGCUCUGUCUCCGAGACCCAGGAAUCCGCCCCGAGUCCAACGAGUGGCUCCUCCCAAAUUUCAACCCAACCAUCGACCAGCCGGAUCACGAAGCGCAAGUCGAGAUCAUCGAAUACUUGAGGGGUGGUAACAAGGGUGGUGCCCUGGUCCUUUUAUGCAAGAUCAUCAAGGUGCCAUCUAUCAGGCAUGAUACUCACCAUCCUCUCACUCGCGGACUAAAGGUUGUGCUCAAAGUGUUCGACUCAGCAUUCUUCCCUCAGCAGCUGGAAAUCUUUCUGCGCGAUCACACGCCAAGCGACCUCCCCAAUCAGCUCCUGAGCCGGGAGGCUAAUGCCUACGAGUACUUUUACGGGCAGAACAUGACGGGCGACCCUCACAUGGUACCACAGUAUUACGGCAGCUGGGCACUCAAGUUCGACGUCAGCGACUCAUCUGGACCUAGUGGCUCUUCUUCAACCCAGACACGACCUUGGAGAUGUGUAGGCGCUGUGCUCAUCGAGCACAUCAGAGGUCGAUCGCUUGAGAAGAUUUGCAAGCAACAUGAGAGCGGAGCCUUGAUACCCGACCAGGCUUUGCUUCCCUUUCCCGAUUCCACGAGUGGCAAGAAAGAAGGACUCUCGUUCAAGGAUUUGUCAUCUCGCCUAAAGGUUUUCAAGCAAAUCGUUCAUGGCGGCGUUUGCUUCAAGCAUGUCGGCGCUGACCUCACAAAUUUCAACGAUUUUGUACCACGCAACAUGUUCCUUACCUUCAGCAAUAAGAGCCAACUGGCCCUAGAAAACGUCCGCCCUGUUCUUCUUGACUACAGUCGCUGUGUCAUAUGGUCUCAGAGCCGUCAAGGCACGCACGGACGGCUCGACGAAGUGUACCCAGACGCCCCGCCCAUUCCCAGCAGAUACGUCCUAGACAAAAGCCCAAUGCAGCGACUUCCGAGGCCUCCACACCCUCUGAUCAUCUACAAUCAUGUCAGCUGGCUGCAGGACUUCAGAGGCUGGUUCCCCGUCGACUGGAUGGAGAGAGGGUCGGACAAGUUCGAGGUCUGGGUCAAGGCCGAAUUUGGAGACCCCACUCAGAAGGGAAACUACUCGACUAGAGACAUGCUUACGGAGAUAAUGCAUGAAGCAUGGAGGACGGGUCAAGAGAGUUAUGAGAGUGAAAAGCCGUUGCUUAUCGAACAGGGAAGAUACGACUUGAUCAUCAAGGACUGCGACAUCCAUCCAACUCCCACAGAGAAGCGUCAGGCCCACGCAGACGCCAAACACACAAAGCACAGAUCAUGCAUUCGAGAAAGGUCAGAGAAAUUUAUCGGGAAAAUGGAUGGCCUAUUUCAAGUAAACUGGAUGCAGACUGUGAAGAUCCGCCCGCCCCCGAGACAGGCUCCUAGGAGAAGCCAGCUCAGGGAGAUGAGGAACUUCCGCAAAUGA
This is a messenger RNA of Colletotrichum phormii, 1524 nucleotides long. RefSeq lists its product as uncharacterized. The record is from RefSeq and is a predicted model, not a curated record. Lineage: Eukaryota; Fungi; Ascomycota; Sordariomycetes; Glomerellales; Glomerellaceae. The transcript has 2 exons. The coding region runs from base 1 to 1524 and encodes 507 amino acids.